This is a messenger RNA of Bolinopsis microptera, 622 nucleotides long. Its product is annotated as large ribosomal subunit protein eL18-like. The transcript has 5 exons. Bases 20 to 586 code for a protein of 188 amino acids. Gene Ontology annotation, biological process: translation. Gene Ontology annotation, molecular function: RNA binding; structural constituent of ribosome. The record is from RefSeq and is a predicted model, not a curated record. NCBI's taxonomy places the organism in Eukaryota, Metazoa, Ctenophora, Tentaculata, Lobata, Bolinopsidae. Gene Ontology annotation, cellular component: ribosome; cytosolic large ribosomal subunit.
CAAAUAAUUUGAGCUCAAUAUGGGUAUCGAUAUAAACCAUAAAAAGGACCGGAAGGUACACCGGAAGGAGCCAGUCUCCCAGAACGUGUAUCUCCGUCUUCUGGUUAAGUUAUACCGCUUCCUCUCCAGGAGAACAGCCGCCAAGUUCAACCAGGUUAUCUUGAGAAGACUUUUUAUGUCUCGACAAAACAGACCUGCCAUCUCUCUCGCUAGAAUCACCCGACAGAUGAAGUGUCGAGGAAGAGAAGGAAAGACUGUAGUUGUGGUCGGUACCAUCACUGACGAUAAGAGGGUAUUUGACAUUCCUCAAGGUCUGAAGGUCUGUGCUCUCCGCCUCUCAGAGGGAGCUCGCUCAAGGAUUGUAAAGAAUGGAGGAUCUAUAAUAACCUUCGAGCAGCUGGCCGUGGAGGCACCUCUCGGUCAGAACACCAUCAUCAUGCAGGGUCGCAGAACCAGACGUGAAGCUAAUAGGCAUUUCGGAGCACCAGGUCUGCCCAAAACUCAUGCCAAACCAUUUGUGAGGCUUAGGAGCAGGAACCACGAGAUGGCAAGAGGCAAGAGGAAGAGCAGAGGAUACAAAGCAUAAUUUAUUUCAUCGUAUGCCAAUUUUAUCGUAUACAAA